AGACGUAUUUACGUCAGAUUCUCCGGAUCCGUGGUUCCACUGUCAACUUUUUGAUCAGAGACGACCAGAAGUCAUUUUUGUUCAAAUGGAGAGGGUGUUGUGAUAUUAUUGUGUUGUUUUAAGUUUUUAAAGCGAGGUAAAGAGUCGGAGUGAAGAAAGUGUUCAGCGAGUUAAAAGCAUAUUGUGAAACUUUGGUGUCGUAAAAUAAGUUUCACUUGAACUGUCAGUAAUUGUGCGUUAAUAUAUAAUGACUUUUAUAAGUUGAGGUUAAAGAUGGCAAGAAUUGGCCUAUUGGUAUUAACAAAACCAACGAAGCUUGAGAGAAUUUUACCUGCAAUUAAUCAGCACGUUAAUUCAACGUUGUACGUUCAAUUGUACCCCGGAAGACGGCGUUUACAAAGUUUACCUUCAAGUAGUGAGACUGUUUUAAAUGUGCAGCAUCAUGGCCCUGCUGUAAUUAGUAUAUAUUCUCAAGCUACUGCAGUUUGCCAUAAUCUUGAUGUUCGAGUUUUAUUAGCUGGAAUCAAAGAUCCGUUUAUAUCUACAAUCCAAACAAGAAAGCAAAUAGAGGUGGUAAUCUUUGAUUGUCUUUUUCAUAAGGAUGAAGUAGAUAAUUUUUUAAAGUCCUGCCUCUUAAAUGCUACACAAACGUGUCAUGUUGUUACACUGAAUCAUCCUCCUCAUGGGAACAAUGUAGUCUCCGGAAUGGCUGAAUCAUUCAGUAUUGAUGGAAUUUUACCAAAUAAAGAAUUUAAAAUGUAUGAGAAUGUGGUAGUUGGAGGGACAUUUGAUCGGCUGCAUACUGGACAUAAGAUUCUGCUGAGUGAAGCUGUCCUUCGUUGUACAAGAAAGCUUACUGUAGGUGUUACUGAUACGUCAAUGCUGAAAUAUAAACUGUUGUGGGAGCUGAUUGAACCGUGCUCUGAUCGAAUGUGUUUACUUGAAGACUUUCUUCAAGAUAUAGAUCCUGGCUUGCAAUAUGACAUUGUUCCAAUUUAUGACCCAUUGGGACCUACAAGAGAAGACCCUAACUUUCAGAUGAUAGUGGUGAGUACAGAAACAUACAAGGGAGGGCUAAAAGUGAAUGAAUGUCGCUGUCAAAACAACCUGCCAAUAUUAGACAUCCACACAGUGGAUAUACUAGAGGCUGUUUCAGAACGUACAUGUGAUGAGGAAGAAGACAAGAUCAGCUCAAGUAAUAAUAGGAUGAGAUUGCUCGGCACAAGACUCAGAGUACCAGAGGCAAGGCCUCUACUAUCCAGGAAGCCGUAUGUUAUUGGUUUGACAGGCAAUAUUGCAAGUGGAAAGUCCUCGGUGGGAGAACAUUUGAGAAACCUUGGAGCAGGGUUGUUGAACUGUGAUAUUCUUGCCCACGGCGUUUAUACGAAAGGACAGACUUGUUAUGAAUCAAUAGUGCAACACUUUGGCAAGGAAAUUUUGGAUGAUGAUGAAGAAAUCAACAGGAAGGCUUUAGGAGCAAUUGUGUUCAAAAAUAAGGAACAGUUAGACAAGUUAAAUGGUCUGGUUUGGCCAGUGCUACUGGAUCGUGUAAAAGGUCAGAUUAAGGCCCUUUUUGAAGCUGGUCACCAGAUUGUUGUGAUGGAAGCAGCCGUCUUACUUCAGGCUGGUUGGGACAAACACGUCCACGAGAUUUGGGCAUGCAUUAUUCCACCAGAAGAGGCUGUGAAAAGACUUCAAGAACGCAAUAAUUUGACUGAAAGUGAUGCACGAGCGCGGAUAGCUGCACUGCCCAGUAACACAGAAUUAGUAGCGAAAGCUCAUGUUGUGGUGUCCACAUAUUGGAGUGCAACGUACACUCAGAAACAAGUGGCAAAGGCAUGGAAGGCAUUGCAGCUGUACCUGACUGACAAUGCAAAGUUAUGAAACUGAAUUGUUAUAUAGAGGAUUAUAUUUUGCUAUUUGUUGAUAUUGGUCUUAAAGGGAAAUGUUUUUCUUACAAUAUAUUGCGCACAUGUACUCCACAAACAUAUAUUGAACUCAGACUGGGUGACCUCUCAUAUUGUAGCGUAGCUGACAUUUUUUUUUGUUUAGUUAGACUGGGAUGUGCUUGUGUCAGCGUGCAGAGUAGCCCUUUGCAUAUAAUUUUUCAUUCCACAUUUGCUUGAAAGUGGUAUAUAAAUAAGCACACAAACAACUAUAAAGAAGACACUAUUGCCAUACGCGUUUGAACCUUAAAAGAUCAUCAUCAGUGGCAUCAGAGAAAUCAAUUCAUUUAAUUAAACAGCUCAAACUUGAUUUAGAAAAUAAAUAAUGAAUAGGAUAUUUGACGAAAAGUAUUAUAAGCGACACUGCAUCGAAUGUUGUUAUUCAUAGGAAUGGACUCUGCACUUAGCUAUUUAUCCGGAGGUCCGGUGGCCGUAGCUGGUCUGCGGCAAGCUGUAGUUUCGUCAUCCGUACCUGUGAACUCCAGAACAGUGGGCGAGAGACUGUCAGUCUCUCACCCACUGUUCGAUGCAGUGUCGCUUAUAAUACUUUUCGUCAAAUAUCUUAUUCAUUAUUUAUUUUCUAAAUCAAGUUCGAGCCAUUUAAUUAAAUGAAUUGAUUUCUCUGAUGCCACUGAUGAUGACCUUUUAAGGUUGAAACGCGUAUGACAAUAGUGUCUUCUUUA
Molecule: messenger RNA, 2629 nt
Organism: Zootermopsis nevadensis
Lineage: Eukaryota; Metazoa; Arthropoda; Insecta; Blattodea; Termopsidae
Gene: Ppat-Dpck
Product: Bifunctional Phosphopantetheine adenylyltransferase - Dephospho-CoA kinase
Biological process (GO): coenzyme A biosynthetic process
Molecular function (GO): dephospho-CoA kinase activity; ATP binding
Source: RefSeq, a predicted model, not a curated record